AUGUCUGCCAUCAACCCGGCAUCGGCGCCACAGGCGUCGAAGCAGAGCCAAGCUACCGGAGAGCAUGAUGUUGAGAAGAACAGCGCUCAGGAUGUGGUCGACAUCCACGCGGACCCCCUGAAGCCCGAGUCGGAUGACAGCUCCGAGCACAAACAAGAAGGUGUCAAGAAGGUGGAGGCCAUCACCACGGUAUGGUCCCCGAAGAUGCUUUGGGUUGUCUUCGCUCUUCUGUAUCUCGUCUCCUUCAGCGAUGGCCUCCUGCAAUCCGUCCAGAGUAACCUGACGCCCUACGUGACGUCCGCCUUCGGCCAGCACGGACUGCUCGCCACUACCAGCAUCGUCUCCACAAUCCUCGGCGGCGUCUCCAAGCUCACGAUUGCCAAAAUCAUCGACAUCCGAGGCCGUGCCGAGGGCUUCAUCGGCAUGGUCUUCCUCGUCAUCAUCGGCAUGAUCAUGAAGGCCACCUGCCAGAACGUCGAGACCUACGCCGCGGCCCAGACCAUCUUCUGGGUCGGCCACCUCGGCCUCAUCUACAUCAUCACCAUCGUCCUCGCCGACAUGACGUCCCUGAAGAACCGCAUGACCAUGAUAGCCCUCAACGGCACGCCUACCAUCGCCACGACUUUUGCUGGGCCAAAGAUCGCUCAGCUCUUUUACGACCAGGUCAACUUCCGCUGGGCGUUUGGCGCUUUCGCCAUCAUCUUGAUCGGGUUCAGUGCCCCGGUCGCCGUCAUCUUUUUCUUUAGCGAGGUCAAGGCCAAGAAGGCCGGCUUGAUCGCCCCUAAGCAGAAGACUCGUUCUUCGUUUGAGUCCUUCAAGCACUACUUCGUUGAGUUUGACAUUCUGAUAUUGAACCAUGAAGUCGUUGGCCUGAUCUUGGUUAUGGCUGGAUGGUCCAUGCUGCUGUUGCCGUUCUCGCUCGUGUCCAAUGCCACACACCAGUGGGAGAGCCCGACUAUCAUCUGCCUCAUCAUCUUCGGCGUCGUCAGUCUGGUUCUGUUUGCCGUUUGGGAGAGGUACUUCGCCAAGGUCUCUCUCUUCCCAUACCAGUUCCUGAAGGACCGGACUGUCCUGGGUGCCUGCCUGGUCUACGGCAUCAUGUUCGCCUCCGUCUACUGCUGGGACUCGUACUAUCAGUCGUACCUGCAAGUCGCCCACAACCAGGACAUCACCAGCUCCGGGUACAUCCUGAACGCUUUCAGCCUGACUUCGGCCAUAAUCUCUCCCUUCAUCGGAGUUGCCAUCCGUUACACCGGCCGCUUCAAGUACAUCGCCCUCGCAGGCGUGCCCAUCUGCGUCCUCGGCACCGCCCUCCUCAUCCAUUUCCGCACUCCCUCGACCAGCGUCGGCUACCUCGUCAUGUGCCAGAUCUUCAACGGCGUCGCCAGCGGCAUCUUCAGCAUCUGCUCCCAGAUCGCCAUCAUGUCGUCCGUCACCCACCAGCAGAUCGCCGUCGCCCUCGCCCUGCACGGGCUCUUCGGUUCCAUCGGCGCCGCCAUCGGUCUCGCCAUCGCCGGCGGCAUCUGGAACAACGUGCUCAAGAACGCGAUCCGGCAGCAGCUGCCGGCGGAGAGCAAGGACCUCACCGCCAGCAUCUUCGCCAGUAUCACCACCCAGCUUUCGUACCCGAUGGGUAGCCCCAUCCGCACGGCCAUCAUUGCCGCCUAUGCCGACGUCCAGAGGAAGAUGGUGAUUGCCGGCUGCGCCUUCAUUCCCUUGAUCUUCCUGUCCUUGCUCCUCUGGCGCAACAUCAACGUCAAGACGGUCGAGGAGGAGAAGGGCAAGCAGACAAAGGGCACUGUUUUCUAA
Colletotrichum higginsianum IMI 349063 is the source of this 1809-nucleotide messenger RNA. Its product is annotated as major facilitator superfamily transporter. Gene Ontology annotation, molecular function: transmembrane transporter activity. The transcript has 5 exons. The coding region runs from base 1 to 1809 and encodes 602 amino acids. NCBI's taxonomy places the organism in Eukaryota, Fungi, Ascomycota, Sordariomycetes, Glomerellales, Glomerellaceae. Gene Ontology annotation, biological process: transmembrane transport. The record is from RefSeq and is a predicted model, not a curated record.